Seminavis robusta is the source of this 531-nucleotide messenger RNA. NCBI's taxonomy places the organism in Eukaryota, Bacillariophyta, Bacillariophyceae, Naviculales, Naviculaceae. The record is from the annotation of a GenBank genome assembly.
GUAUGUUUAUGGCCUCUUCCGAGAUGACCCAGAGAUCCGGUACCAGACAAAACUGCUCACAAUUCCAACAGCAAUCAUCAAACCACAAACCAACUCCACACAACACAACACAACCUGAAACCUGAAAUCCACAAUGUGCCCCAACAACACUCCAACUGUUUCCCCUGCUACCAGCACAACGAGCAAGAACGUAUGGAAUCCACAACAAUGGCAAGCCAUGAUGGUCAAGUCCCGCCGCUCUGAGCUAGAUUUGCUUUCCUCGGAUGGCCCGGACGAACACACUCUCCGACACAUGAUGCAGUUUCCCCGAUCCCCUGACAUGGUCUUGCAACGAGAAGGCCCCAAUAAGACUCAUCAGUCUGCGCAAUGUAUGGUUGACGGAGUCUUCUUGCCCCCACCAGCACUGAGAAGGAGCAGCCAAUCUUUGUCAUCUUAGCUAGCCCAAGCAGGCCAGGGCAGCAAAAGGGAACAUGAAAGUCCUCCAUAUUCAUCUAGAUAAGCCACACAUUUUAACUGCAUAGUAUACAUAGA